AUGACAGAAAUUCUACCGAUCGAUUCAUUAAUGAUUGAUCGAUGGACAAAUCAAUGGAUGAAACAGCUUGGUUUUAAUCAUGAACAAUUACUUAAAAGAAAUACUAAAGUUGAACAAUUUUCACGAUUUGUAUUAGAUCGUAUACAAACAAAAAAAUCAAUAGAUAUAACAAAACGUGAACAAUUAUUACUUGAAACAUUACGUGAAUAUGAACAUCGAUUAAGUCGAACAGGAUUUGAAAAUGAUAUUAGGGAAGAAUUUGAAAAUAUGAAAUUAAAACAAAAAGAAUUAUAUAUUGAAAAAAGACAUCAAGAAUUAGAUUUAAAAGAAGAAAAAUAUAUUAAAGAAUUAGAUCAAUUAUUUCAAAAUGAACGUUCUUUAUGUCAAAUUUUAACAGUAACACAAAUGGAAAUUAUUACAGAUGAAACUUUAGUUAAAAGAAUUGAACGUUUACAAGAUUAUAUAAAUACAUUAAACAAAAUUAAAACUGAACGACUUACAACAAUUAAAUCCUAUCGAACUCGACUUAAUGAUUUAUGUAAUCGACUUGAUGUUAAACCAGAUAAUUUAUCUAUAAUAUGUCAAUUAAUUGAUGAGAAAUAUGAAUCUUGUUUAACAACAGAUUCUCUUGAUCAAAUCGAAUCUUUUCUUAAUAAACUUGAAUGUAAAUCUGAAGAACAAGAAAAAUAUGUCAAUACACUUGUAGGAACCUUAGAAAAAUUAUAUGCAAAACUUGCAAGAGAUGAUGCAUCGCCACCAAAACGUUCAGCUGCGUAUAUUUUACGGCACAAUACUGCAGAAACAGUGAAACAGCUAGAAAAUGAAAUUGCCCAAUUACAAGCUAAAAGAAUGGCUACUAGUCAAGCAUAUUGUGCAAGUAUGCGAAAAAAGAUUGAAGAACUUUAUGAACAAUGUCAAAUAGGCGGUUCGGAACGUCGUCCUAUUGAUUUUGAAAAAAUAACACCUGCAAUUCUUGAUGAAUGUGAUCGAGAAUAUGAUCGUUUGGAUGAUAUGUAUCAUGUUCGAAAACCUAUACUUGAUGCUUUUGAACAAUGGAAAUUACUUGUACAACAACAUAGUGAAUUUCAAAAAAAAUCUACUUCAGCGGCACGUUUUCAUGAACGUGGUUAUUCCGCAGUAAAAGAACAAGCUGAACGCAAACGAUUUGCUAUUGCUUUACCAAAAGCUGAACGAACGUGUUUAAAUAUACUAGAACAAUGGGAAAAAGAACAUACAAAUCAACAAUUUUUGAUUAAUGAUAUUCCAAUUCGUCAAAUUAUUGAACAACAACAUAUCGGCACAUCAAAUACAACAGCGACAACUGUUAGUAACCCUUCAACAACAGGUUUGAAAACGUCAACAUCAUCGAUUGGUUUGACUGCUGUUCCUCAACGUACAUUAUCGAAAAAUAAUAUUCGAAAAAAAUCACUACGACAUGUUGUUAAACAUACAGUAGAACAACAAGUUAGCCAAAGUCAUCAUCAUGAAGCUGAUGAAGAUACACUUGAAUUUACUCAAUUAGAAAAUAUUAAACAUUUUAAUGGGUUACCACGAAUUGUAACAUCAACGCCUAAAACUGAAAAGAUUAAUAGCAAUCAUAGUGUUGUUGAUAUAGGUCGAAAUAAAACUAAUGAUCCUAUUCAUAAACGCCGCCCAUCUAAACGAUUAAUACCAACUCGUCGAUGA
This is a messenger RNA of Rotaria sordida, 1686 nucleotides long. NCBI's taxonomy places the organism in Eukaryota, Metazoa, Rotifera, Eurotatoria, Philodinida, Philodinidae. The record is from the annotation of a GenBank genome assembly.